GGGGUGCUUCUGCACAAACCCUAAUGGAGGACGAGGAAGUGGCGGCGGUCCUGCGGGGCGACAUGGAGGAGUUCUCGGCGUCUGCCACCGUCGUCCCCUUCGAUUCGGCGCGCCCGCUCCUCAGAGGUCCCGUGCCGGCCGGCCCCGCCGACGAUCCCGCUGCCGGCCCCUUCGUCCUCGCCUUCAGAGACUCCGCCGCAUGGAGAUCCGCUUACAGGGCCACCGAAUCCAUGAUCAUUGACCAGUGCGAGGCUGGAGCACGUGUUGGAUGCUCAAUCUCUGCAUCUAACAAGUGUAAACCUCCAUGGUGGAAAUUUCUGUUUGGAACAACUGCCAUGGAUUAUGCUGAGCGAGAGCAAUGUGAAGAACGUGAAAUGGCUUCAUGUCUUGCAGCUGCAAAAGACUCAUGCGUUCAAUUUGCAAAAGAGAAAUGCCUGCAGCCCUUCAGAGAUGCAAGGAUUGCUUCUGACAAUCUGAAAGGAACUCCACAGUUUGUUCUCUCGGGUAAUGAUACUGUUGAAACUGAAUUUGGAGGCACAAGAAAGGAGUCUGAGCCAGCUUCUUGUCAGCAAGAAACUUUCGACGGUUCAUCGAAAUGCGACUCUGAAGUAACAAAUUAUAGAGGAAGUGUCCUAAUGGGGAUUGUGGCUUCUGAAAAUAAUGCAACAUGAGUUGAUUGACCAAGAAAUAAAAGAAGAAUAACAUCAUGUAGCAUUAAUUUUAAAGAGAAGCCACAAAUGCUACAUUAUCGACCUUGUUGAGUAGGGUGGGUGCUGUUAAUAUUUUAUCACCAUUUUUCGUUCACAGAAUUCUGCCAUCAGUUGGAUUUAGAAAAUGAUAGUAGCAACUGAAAACGAUUCUGUUUAAGAAUGAUGAGUGUGUACUUUUUGUAUGCUCCAAAACUGUAAGCCCCAUUGUGAAAGUGUUUGCUGGUCAGAGUUUGACAAGCAAACAACCAGUCAUGGAAUUCAAGAGAGGGUAAUUAUUACA
Musa acuminata AAA Group (dessert banana) is the source of this 990-nucleotide messenger RNA. RefSeq lists its product as uncharacterized. NCBI's taxonomy places the organism in Eukaryota, Viridiplantae, Streptophyta, Magnoliopsida, Zingiberales, Musaceae. The record is from RefSeq and is a predicted model, not a curated record. The transcript is spliced from 2 exons. Bases 24 to 671 code for a protein of 215 amino acids. Gene Ontology annotation, cellular component: plastid.